This is a messenger RNA of Myxocyprinus asiaticus (Chinese sucker), 11258 nucleotides long. It is a transcript of the gene ccdc88ab, whose product is annotated as coiled-coil domain containing 88Ab. Gene Ontology annotation, cellular component: cytoplasm; centrosome. Gene Ontology annotation, molecular function: dynein light intermediate chain binding; microtubule binding. Gene Ontology annotation, biological process: cytoplasmic microtubule organization; cytoskeleton-dependent intracellular transport. NCBI's taxonomy places the organism in Eukaryota, Metazoa, Chordata, Actinopteri, Cypriniformes, Catostomidae. The record is from RefSeq and is a predicted model, not a curated record. The coding region runs from base 369 to 6095 and encodes 1908 amino acids. The transcript has 31 exons.
UACAGGCGGCGCUUUGUUUCAGUUACAGACACCCACCCGUGACCGACACACGCGAUCGACUCGCCGCGCAGCUUUUUCCGUUACAAUCUCGACGCGUCCCAUUGAAUGUAACGGAAACGAACGGGUUUGAUUCGGGAUGAAUGGAUUUAUCACUGCUGGAGAGUAAAGGAGUGGAUUUAUUGGGUGCGUUUUCGUCUUCGAUGGGUUGAUCCCGCCCGCCUCUGCCGCAUUCCUGAUGAAUAUGAGCGCUUCAGUAUUCCUGUCAGGAUGAGUGUGUUUAAUGCCGUUUUCCACACGAGUGCUUCAUAAACAGACGCGUGUCCUGCACAAAGACAUUCGCAAACACACAGCCGCUUCAUUCCUUCAAGAUGGAGAAGAUGGAGAAUGAAGUUUUUACGCCUUUGUUGGAGGAAUUUCUGCUCUCUCCUCUAGUGUGCUGGGUGAAGACUGUGUCUCGUCCGCGCAGUGACGGAUCUCAUCUGUCGGAGUUUAUGACAUUAGUGGACGGAGCUUAUUUGAACGACAUCAUGAUUCAGAUAAAUCCAAAGUCAAGUGUUCAGAGAACUCAUAAGAAAGUGAAUAAUGACCCGACACUGCGGAUUCAGAAUCUCUCCAUUCUCAUCCAACAAAUCAAAUCAUAUUAUCAGGAGACAUUGCAGCAGCUGGUGAUGAUGUCACUUCCUGAUGUCCUGGUGUUGGGCAGAACUCCACUGAGCGAACAAGCUCUCGAAGAGAUGAGGAAGUUAUUACUGCUGUUAUUGGGCUGUGCUGUACAGUGUGACAGGAAGGAGGAAUACAUCGACAGGAUACAGACGCUGCUGGACUUUGACACAAAGGCUGCCAUCGCUGCUCACAUUCAAGAGGUGACUCAUAACCAGGAGAAUGUGUUGGAUCUUCAGUGUCUGGAUGAGGGUGAGUGUGUGUCGCAGGAUAAAGACACACUCCUGAAACACGUGAGCUUUCACCUCAAACGUCUCGUAGACGAGAGAGACCAACACGCUGAGACAAUUGUGUCUUUGACUCUGGAGCGGGACUGUGGGCACAUCUCUCCAGCACUUCAUGUCGCCCCGUUACCCGGCGAGUCGCCCAGCAUAAGACGCACAGAGAGCAUCCAGCAUCUGUCUGUAGAGCUCGCUGACGCCAAAGCUAAGAUCAGACGCCUGCGACAGGAGCUAGAGGAGAAAACUGAGCAGCUACAGGACUGCAGACAAGAGCUGGACAACAUGCAGACGGAAGUCAAGAGACUGCAGCAAGAAAACUUACAGUUGAUGACUGAUGCGCGUUCGUUGCGGGCGUAUCGUGACGAGCUGGACGCACUGAGAGAGAAGGCUAUCAGAGUGGACAAAUUGGAGAGUGAAGUGAUGCGCUACAAAGAGAAACUGCACGACAUCGAGUUCUACAGGACCAGAGUCGAGGAGUUGAAAGAAGACAAUCAUGUUCUACUAGAGACCAAGAUCAUGCUGGAAGAUCAAUUGGAGUCAUUCAGAGCUCGAUCUGAUAAACUUCAUGAGCUGGAGAAGGAAAACCUGCAGCUGAAGAACAAAAUCCACGACAUGGAGAUGGAGAGAGACAUAGAGAGAAAGCGUAUGGAGGAGCUGCUGGAGGAGAACCUGAUGCUAGAGAUGGCCCAGAAACAGAGUAUGGAUGAGUCUCUGCAUCUGGGCUGGGAAUUAGAGCAACUUUCCAAAACCACACCUGAACUCACUGAAGUGCCUCAGAAGUCUCUGGGUCAUGAAGUGAAUGAACUGACAUCCAGUCAGCUGCUCAAACUGGAGAAAGAGAAUCAGAUGCUGAUGAGGAUGCUGGAGGAGAUGAGGACUUGCAAUGAGAGCAAAAGUCUGGAGAAAGACAAUUAUAAACUCAGACAGAAGCUGCAGCAGCUGCAGACGGAGCUGACUUCAGACAGAGAGAGUCUGCGCAGGUCUGAGAGUCUGAGUGCAGACCUGCUGAAAGAGAAGGCGCAGCUGGAGAAAACACUAGAAACACUUAGAGAAAAUGCAGACAGACAGGUGAAGGGUCUAGAACAGGAGAAUGAACAUCUCAACCAGACUAUCACCUCUCUUAGACAGCGCUCUCAGGUCAGCUCUGAAGCCCGCGUGAAAGACAUCGAGAAAGAAAACCGUGUGCUGCAUGAGUCCAUUAAAGAAACCAGCAGCAAGCUUAACAAGAUGGAGUUUGAGCGGAAACAACUGCGCCAAGACCUUGAGCACUACAAGGAGAAAGGAGAAAGAGCUGAAGAGUUAGAGAUGGAGGUGCAUCGACUGGAGCGAGAGAAGGAGAGUCUGCAGAAGCGACUUGCCACACUUGCCAUUACCUGUGAGAAGGUAGAGGUUCUAGAGAAGGAGAACGCUGACCUAGAAGCAGAGAGCCGGAAACUGAAGAAAGCAGCAGAUGGUCUGAGGAACUUAUCUUUCCAAUUGGAGGUCCUGGAGAAAGAGAAUGCUCAGCUUGACGAGGAAAACCUGGAGCUCAGGCGAUUCACCGAGUCCUUACGGUCAACGGGAGCCAAAGCUGCUCAACUGGAGCUGGAGAAUAGAGAGCUUGAGAAUGAGAGAACUCAACUCAGAAAGAGUCUUGAGCUGCUGAAGGCAUCCUCCAAAAAAACGGAACGCCUAGAAGUAAGUUACCAAGGUCUAGAUAUAGAAAACCAAAGGCUCAAGAAGGUCUUGGAGAACAGCAGCCGCAAGAUUCAUCAGCUGGAGGGAGAAUUACAGGAAAUGGAGACUGAGAACCAGAACCUGCAGCAGAGCCUUGAAGAGCUGAAGAUUUCCAGCAAAGGUCUUGAGCAGCUGGCGCAGGAGAACAAUGUUCUAGAGCAAGAGAACACUCAGUUGGAGAAAGACAAGAAACAGCUUGAGAAAGAGAACAAACGCCUUAGACAGCAGGCCGAAAUUAAAGACUCUAAAUUAGAUGAAGACAACCUGCGUAUCUCUCAUCUGGAGAAGGAGAACCGCGCUCUCAGCAAGGAAGUCACCACACUCAAAGAGACAUGUGGUCGCAUUAAAGACUUGGAAAAGGACAACAAGGAAUUGGUCAAACAAGCUUCCAUUGAUAAAAAGACACUGGUCACUCUUAGAGAGGAGCUGGUUGAUGAGAAAUUAAAGACUCAGCAGAUUAACAAUGACCUGGAGAAAUUGACCCAUGAGCUUGAAAAGAUAGGUCUUAACAAAGAAGGUCUUCUGGGUGGUGAGGAGAGCUCUGAUGACAGGUUUAAGCUUUUAGAGUCUAAACUGGAAUCCACUCUGAAAUCUUCUCUGGAAAUCAAAGCGGAGAAGAUCGCUGCUCUAGAAGCACGACUACAGGAGUCUUUCAACCUCAACCAGCAGCUACGGCAGGAACUCAAAACGGUGAAGAAGAAUUAUGAGGCGUUGCGUCAGCGUCAAGAGGAGGAGUGUAUGGUUCAGAGCUCACCCUGUAGAGGACGGGAGGACGCACAGAGCGUCAGCAAAUGGGCGAAGGAGAGUCAGGACGCCACGCGAGAGCUGCUGAAGGUUAAAGAUCGACUCAUUGAGGUUGAGAGAAACAAUGCCACUCUUCAGGCGGAGAAACAGGCUCUGCGGACACAGUUAAAGCAGCUGGAGACUCAGAGCAGUAAUUUACAGGCGCAAAUCUUAGCUCUACAGAGACAGACUGCAUCCAUACAGGAGAACAACACCACAUUGCAAACACAGAACGCCAAACUACAGGUGGAGAACUCCACCCUGAACUCUCAGAGUGCCGCGCUCAUGUCCCAGAAUACUCAGCUGCAGACACAUCAGUCUAGCACAGAGAGCGAGAGAGACGCAGCACUGCGAGAGAAAGAAGAACUGCGCACAGUCUACGAUCUGCUGCUGCACGACCACGAGAAACUGUCCAACCUCCACGACAGACAGGCAUCAGAGUACGAGGAUCUGAUCGGCAAACAUGGAGAGCUGAAGAGUGCUCAUAAGAGCCUUGAUGUGCAGCACCGCAGCCUGGACAACAGGUAUAACACACAUUACAGGUACAAUCAGCUGUUAAAGCAGAAGACUGAGCUGGAGCAGCUGGAGAAGGAACUCAAAUCAGAGCGAGAGAAGAUGAUCUCAGAGAACAAGAGACAUCAGGAAACGGCUGCAGAAUACCACAAACUUAAAGAGGAACACCACACGCUGAACUCUACGUACCAUCAACUGCUGAAGGACAAUGAGCUUCUGCAGAUGGAUCAUAAGGCCCUCAAGAGUCAGGUGAACACAGCCCGACUGGAGCAGACCCGUCUGGAGGCAGAGUUCUCCAAACUCAAAGAACAGUACCAACAACUGGACAUCACCUCCACCAAACUCACCAACCAGUGCGAGUUGUUGAGUCAGUUAAAGGGGAACCUAGAGGAGGAGAACCGCCAUCUGCUGGAUCAGAUCCAAACCCUGAUGCUGCAGAACCGAACCCUGCUGGAGCAGACUAUGGAGAGCAAAGACCUGUUCCACGUUGAGCAGAGACAAUACAUUGACAAACUGAAUGAACUGAGGAGACAGAAAGAGAAACUUGAGGAGAAGAUCAUGGACCAGUAUAAAUUUUAUGACCCAUCACCUCCUCGAAGGAGGGGGAACUGGAUCACACUAAAGAUGAGGAAACUCAUCAAGCCAAAGAGUCGCGAGCGCAUGCGCUCUCUCACACAAACGCCGUCACGCUCCGAGUCCAGCGAGGGUUUCCUGACAUUGCCUCAUCCGGACAGUCAGGACAACUCAUCCGUGGGCUCUGGAUCCAACUCACUGGAGGAUACGGUCACCCAACGCAGCGGCAGAAAGAAAGUUGAGAAAAGCCAAUCGCAGGCUUCCUCUAACGCACUGAAAAAGCUUCCGUUUAUGAGGAACAGAUCCAAGGAGAAAGAUCGAAUGAAGGCUAUCUACCGCCGCUCCAUGUCGAUGAACGACCUGCUGCAGACGAUGGCGUUGUCUGAGGGUCAGUGGUCCAGCAGUAUUGAUCAUCUAGAAGCUCCUGACGAGAUGACAAUCGGCGCUCAGCAUGGGCAAGAGUUCGGUUCCAUGGACUAUUCCAGCACCGCUGCUGAAUACGCCACCCUAAACCUGACCCGUGGCCGCAGAGCUCAACACAACACCAAUGAGAGAGAUAAUGCAUCAAGUGAUGACAUCACACCUUUGUCCUCAGAGGAGUCCAGUGUGCUACGAGCUCAGGGUGUGAUGAAUGGCGCUGUGAGUCGUCCUCACAGUGAGAGCAGCGGUGAUGUCAGUCUGAGUUUAGACUCUCCAUUGAGGCAGACGCCAUCACAGCCAAGUGCACAGGACUACACUGCUGCCAACAAACGCAGGACUAAAUCUGCCGGCAGUGAGACAGUUUCACUGCAGCACAGAGACGAGAGCUCAGACCCUCAAGAGGAUGCUCUCACAGCAGCACAAUCACUGCGUCUGUCAGGAGCCACACCGCAACCAUCCAGAGAGCAUGUAAAGGGGCGGGGCAUCUUACGCUCGGCCAGCGGGAAAGCCAUGACGGCAGAUUCCAGCGGCGCAAGAGCCAGCCAAACGGGACGUCCAAGUCUGCGCAAGGCAGAGAGUACACGGGUCAAGGGUUCGGACCCGCCCCGAUCCAGCCUGUCAUCCCUGGCUAAAGCCACAUCUGUAUCCGAACAGCUGGACGUGUCCUCAUCUUCUGGUCUGCCUCGUGCCAGCAGCGUCAUCUCCACCGCCGAGGGCUCCGUCCGCCGGACCAGCAUCCACGACCUGCUGUCCAAAGACAGCCGUCAGCCCGUGCUGGUGGACCCCGUGCCCUCAUCCCGUGAGUACGGCUCUGUUUCCACCGCACCCGCUCCUAACACAGCCCUGCCCAAGUCCGCUAGUGAACCCUGCAGCAUAGAGGAGCCUGAGCUGGCCAGUCUGCAGGCGUUUCUAGGCCCCUCCUUCACCGUAGAUUCCUUUUUCCUGGACUCCAUCUUUAGUGAGCCCGCGCUGAAGUGCGACAAUAGAAACCAGAACAUCCUGUCGCUCAACACGUCUCUCGUUAGCAACAUUAGCGGCCCCCCCCAUAAACCCCCUCAAAACAAAUCCAGAGGUCAGAGUUCAGCCCCGCCCGAUGACGCUGAACCUGAAGAUGCUCACUUGCUGUGGUAUGAGUACGGCUGCGUUUAAAUCACCCGCAUGAACACUGCAGUCACUCCCUCCGCUCAUUUGCUUCCUUCCUGUCUGACUGAUGGCUGCCUGUGACCUUUGACCCUUUCGGGAUCUUCCUGUUUCUAACUGACCAAUUAUUCGACCACGUGUCUGCAUGAGUUUUGUAAUCGUUGUUGGUGGCUGUUUUGUAAGUCAUGUUUAUUGCAAUUAUUCUCUUGGUAACACACUGAAGAAUUUGUUACAAUUUUAAUAAUUGAUGUCACAUCAUCAUCACCUGGUGUGUGCUGUAUUUUUGGAGAAUGUCGGCACAGUUAGCAGAAGCUAAUCUACUUUGAUAUUUAUGAAACGAGGCUUGUAGAACGAGUCCCAUGAUGCCCGAGUGUGUGGAACGACCUGCUCCAUUCCUUUAUUUUAUUAUUGAAGUGACACGACUGCAGCUUUUCCUGCCGGAUGUUCACAGGACAUUUGUUUAUUUUUAUGUUUGUGUGUUUAAUUGUGAAAAUCUUGGUGAAAUGCUUGCAUGGCUUUCCCCCUCACCUUCAAUCCUUAAGCUUGAUUUUGAUCAGUCUGAUCAAAAUGAGCAUUUACCAGAAUAUGUCUUGUGUUUGUUUCUUUGUAUCUUUGUUAAUGUAUAAUCUGUGCUGUACACAUCAUGAAUGCGGUCAAACCUGUGAUGUCAUAGAUUCAUGAACCUCCCAAUUCUAUACAGGUUAAACAAGAUUUAUCAACCGCAUACUGAUUCUGCAUUAUAUUUAACGUGUUUAUAUAAGGAUGGUUGUUUUGUGUCAUUCAGUUGAAUUAUGACAUGCUUUUGUUCUGCAGAUGUGGGAGUGUUACAGGAAAACAGGAAAUCUAAAAGCAGAGCUUCCGCUCAGAGCUCGUAAUGAACACCGUGAGUAUGCAGAAAUACAAGUCACAAACCACCCAUGAUGACUUUGUGCUGUCCCAUUUGUGUGCACACACUCAGGAAACGCUGCCAUCUGAAUAAUUCAGGAUUUUUGUUUUAUACUUUGUCAUUUCAUUUGAAAAUGUUACUCCUAAACGUUCAAGAAAAGUGGGCAUUAAAAAGUGUUGUUUCCUUGCACGUAUCAGUAUAUAUAUAUAUAUAUAUAUAUAUAUAUAUAUAUAUAUAUAUAUAUAUAUAUAUAUAUAUAUAAAACUUGUUAAAAUGUGUACACUGUCUGGUUUAAAAAUAUAAUAAAACAUACAAAACAAAUACAGACUUGUUUUGAACACAGGACUCUUAAAGCACUUAAAACAUUAAUCAGACCUCUCUGCCAACCAUGCAGUCAUUUUUAUAAGUAAUUUUUUUAUGUUAUUUGUUAUUAAAUUGUUUAAUUUGUAUGCAUCUUCUAAUUUUACUUUAUCAUUAAUUGUUAUUGUAUUAUUGCUACACAUUCAGGCACUGUUCAUCUAUCUUUAUUUGGAAGUUUAGAAUUAAUUUACUUAUUAUAUAAACAAUAACAAAUAAUAAAUCGCACACUACAAUUAGGGCUGUCAAUUUAAUCAGAUAACAAAAAAAUUAACUCAGUUACUCAUACCCUCUCACUCGUACAUAAAUUCCAUAAUAUAUGAUUGUCCUACAAUCGGAGCAAUUCAAGCUUAGAAGCAACUAACACAAACUAAUAAAACAAAUGCGGGCAACACACCACACUUACCGAGAGCAGGAGCCAUUCACACGUGAUGCAUUCUUGAGUCCAAAACCAGCUGGACAGAGUGCAACAGAAUGUAGAUGUCUCCAAACACGUUUUUAAAAGUUGAACUUUUAAAAUAUAAAUAUUAGUAAUUGUAUUCUGCUACAGUUACAAUUGAAAUAGUUGGUAAUCAGAAUACAUUUACUUUCAAAAAGUAUUUUGAUUACUGAAGAGUCAGCUGCAUUUUUAUUUUCAUUUGAUACAGUAUUUAGCCUAUUCAGUUUGAAAACAUUUCUCCAUCUAAAUGAUGCGAUCUGAGGGGUGUUUGAACAGCAGAGAAAUGCUUUCUUAAGAUGCGUUACAUUCAUGUAAGUGGACAGAGGUCACUCUCACUCUUGCUGCGUCUGUACAUCUAUAUUUCCCUACUUUAUAGUAUGCCAAAAACAGUAUGCCAGUGGACUAGUCCGAAUCCUCUGUAUUUAUACAACAGUAAGCGAGAAAUACCUGGAUGACCUACUAUUUCUGGCAAGAUUCUGAAAUGCGGAUUGACUGGACUCUUUACUAUCCCAUAAUCCCUCGGGAGCAGAGGCGAUGUUCAAAAGCUGGAUUUAAAAGAACGAAGGUGAACCGUGAGUCGGAUAGCUCUAUUCAACUGUAAGUGAUAUAUAUACCAAGAAAGUUGUUCACUGUGCUUAAAUGGUGCUUGUUUAACAACAACGGAGUUGAUUAUUUUCGUAGUUGUUCUUACAUCAUAUAUAUAUAUUCUGGUCAAUAUCAUGUCCCCAGAUGAAGUAUGUUCGAAAUGUAUUCAUUCUAAUCACAUGCAUACCUAAAGAACGCACUGUUUUACCCGCCGAGAAGUGCGUCCUUCAUCAUAUUAAGUACAUACUGUGACAGUACGCAAUUUCAGACACAGGGACUGUUCCGAGUGAAAAGGUGGAUAUAACUUGGUGGAACUUUCCCUCUGAGAGCUUAUAAUCCAUAAAUGAUCGGAAAAAGAUGUGGUUGUGUUUACUCUGCGGGGGUUUGAAGUAAGUUUGAGGCAGCAGAAAACUUAACCUCAUGUAAAUUGUUAUGUGAACAUUGAACUUUAUGUUAAGCAAAAAUGCUGUUUCUAGCCCUUAUAUAUGCACCUUUUAUUAGGCACAAUUAUACUUUUUCUAUCAAGAAAAUCCACAAUAGUCCUUUGUUUCAAGAAAGACCUUUGAUAUUAGUGCAAAGAUGUACUGCAACAAUCUUAUUCUUGAUGAAAAUAUUUAAAGGAAAAUACAAAUAUAUCUAAAAAUCCUCAAAAGAAGAUACAUUUAGUUUAUGUUGUUUUAGAAACAACACUGCAUAAGAUAUUUAGGCUUUAUAAGUGUAUUUUUUCUUUCUGUAUUGGCAAAUUUCACUUGUUCUUAACUUGUUUAUAGUCAAAACAAGUGAAAAAAAAGUUGUGCUGAAGAAGUAAUCCAACGUAUUUCAAUUGCGUUACUUACCUUGAGAAAUCUAACGAAAUAUGUUACAAAUUACACUUUACUGCAGGUAUUCCACUACAGACUAAAUUUUUUUAAAAGUAACCCUCCCAACCCUGAAAACAAUGAAAAAUAGCAAAGAACACAACACAGCCUUUGUGAACAGCCCCUAAGAAAUGCAAAAUGUAUUACUGUGACAGUAGACCAUUGAUAGCCUUAGAAUUCAGUAUAUUAUUACAUUUUCAAAUAUUAGCCUAAGGCUUUUUGUACUUUUUUAAUGUCUAUUUAAUUAUUUUAUCUGCCACAAUAAUGUCAUCAUGUCUUUGGGUUAUCUUUAUUUUAAUUCAAUUAAUCAGCACAUGUAAUUCAUUUGAUGAGAAUGUGUAGUCAAUAGAAAGACCUAAUUUUAACUGAAAAAGUAUUUUGAAUAUUGAAGGAAUAUUCUGGGUUCAAUACAAUUUAAGCUCAAUCAACAGCAUUUGUGGCAUAAUGUUGAUUACCACAAAAAUGUAUUUCGACUCAUCCGUCUUUUUCUUUAGAAAAAGCACAAAUCUGUGUUCCAGUGAGACACUUAUAAUGGAAGUGAAUGGGGCCAAGUUUUGGUGGGUUUAAAGACAGAAAUGUGAAGCUUAUAAUUUUAUAAAAGCACUUAAAAUAAUUCUAUGUUAAAACUCAUGUAUUAUUUGUUAAUACAUCCAAAAGUGUCAUAAAAGUCCAUGUGACUCCUAUGUCUUCUGAAGGCAUACAACCAAUUUGUUUGAUGAACAGACCGUAAUUUAAGUUGUCAUCAUGUUUGGUCACGAGACGCACAGCAAAUGAUUUCCUUCUGUUUUCUAAUGAAGAAAGAAGUUUGGAAGGGCAUGAUGACAUCAUUUUAAAUUCAUGAGGUUAACUAUCCCUUUAAAGGGGUCAUGAAAUGCUCUUUUUUUAUUUCGUUUUAUUAUCUCCCCUGAGGUCCACUGAUAUUUUUUUUAUUUUAUUUUUUUUUUGCAUUAAAACAGUCAUAAUUUAGUAAUAUAUGAUCAUUUUCCACCCCGUUUUUGGCCCUCUGUCUGAAACGCUCGGUUUUGGUAUCCACCGGUUGUUGACUGGAUUGUGAAAAGUGAGCAUACCGGAAUGGAGGCAGAUCUUAAUGUGAGUUUGCUCACUUUCACAGUGCUGCUCAAGCCAUUGAGAAAUGAGCAAGUAAAAGAUUUCAACAUUUAAACUUUUUGAAUCACAAUACACUAAAUAUAAAAUUUGCUCAUGCUGUACAUCCCAAGAUAUCUGCAUUUAAAAAUAUGAAUAAACUCCAGACACAUCUGAGUCGCGUUGUAUUCAGUAGUGAUCACCUCUGGAAGAACACAACCGCAAAUUUGAUAUUAUUCCUCCUUCCAAAUUUAAAUUCAAGCCAGCAGGCCUGUAACUAAUGUAGUUUGGGGUAGGGAACAAGGUUUUGAGAGGAAACGGUGGAAAAUAAACCUCUUCAUCGCUGCAUUAGCUGCUUUGACGCCAGGUUUAUUUACAUGACAGGCUCUUGAAGGGCUGGGUUAAAACGGACUAAAACCUUGGCUUAAUUGCAGCGCAGCCUUGCAUAUGUCAGCAGAGAAGAGUCAGUCCGAUCACUGGAAGAGCAAGUUAUGGCAUUUUGAUUAAAUAUUAUGAGGUCAAAUUUUUUUUAAAAUAUAAAAUAGCAAAUUUGCAUGGAUGAAUCAUUCACAAUAAGACUAGUAACAUCCGUUAAUAUAAUAAAUAGGGUCAAUUUUGAUUCCAUGUAACCUUAAUAAUGUCAGAAAGUUCAAAGGAUUACUUUUAAAGGAUAUGUUGCAACGAAGGACAAACAAGUAAUGCAUAAAACCUUUUAGAAAAACUACAUCGUGUAAGCCUGAUAUUUUCAAUUUUAACAAAAGUAGAACUGGAACUGUUGAAUGGCUUUAAAUUCCAAUGACAAACCAUUUUUUUCUUCAAUCUCUACCACAUCUAUUCAACUACUAAGUUCUGCAGACACUAAUGGCAGUGUUUCCUGAGAAUAAUUCAGUAGGAUGUCACAGGUUUGUUUCUCCGCUCGUGUCUCUAUGUGUAUAAUCUUGGUUUUUUACUUCUGUCUGUUCUCA